Molecule: messenger RNA, 5431 nt
Organism: Cuculus canorus (common cuckoo)
Lineage: Eukaryota; Metazoa; Chordata; Aves; Cuculiformes; Cuculidae
Gene: ANKFN1
Product: ankyrin repeat and fibronectin type III domain containing 1
Exons: 19
Coding region: 275-3514 (1079 amino acids)
Biological process (GO): establishment of mitotic spindle orientation; regulation of establishment of bipolar cell polarity
Cellular component (GO): spindle
Molecular function (GO): protein binding
Source: RefSeq, a predicted model, not a curated record
CAGCAUCUUGCAUGGAGACUCCGACAGCUGGGCUGGAGGCAAACGGUUCUUCCGGCUCUAGCUAACCAGUGCUCGAAAGGCAAUUGUUCUACGCUCAUCAGACAGAAAAAAUGAUAAUCAUGGUCUAAAGAAGAGGCUUACGCGUUCUGCCCAGAGGCUGAAGCAGCAGAGACAGCAAAGCCCAUGUGAUUCAUUGAAUGAAGAGAGUGGACAAUUACCAGCAACUUGUUCACAUUUUGCCUUGGACAGCCUAAGCUGAAACUACUUACUGAAAAUGACACAGCAAAUGCAUAACUUAAGUCUCCUCCAGACAAAGAAGAACAGCAUGCCAUCCUCUCCAAAUGCUGCAAAGCGGUUGUAUCGGAACCUGUCAGAAAAGCUGAAGGGGAGCCAUACAUCCUUUGAUGAAGCAUAUUUCAGAGCUCGAUCUGAUCGACCUAGUCUCCGUAAGACCUCAAUGAAUUUCCAGUGCAAUGAAGCUAUGUUUGAGGCCGUGGAACAGCAAGAUCUGGAUGCUGUUCAGAUUCUUCUUUAUCAAUACACGCUGGAGGAGCUGGACCUGAACACACCGAAUAGUGAGGGACUCACUCCUUUGGAUAUUGCCAUUUUGACAAACAAUGUUCCCAUCGCUAGGACCCUUCUACAUGUUGGGGCAAAGGAAAGCCCACACUUUAUUAACACGGAAAGCAGGUCAGCACAUCUGAGUACAUUGGUCCAGGAAGCACAGCAGCGAGUUACCGAAUUAUCUGCACAAGUGAUGAACGAAGGCCUUGGUGCAGACAGCACAGAAAAAGAGAAGCAGCUGAAAGCGUGGGAGUGGAGAUACAGGCUCUACAAGCGCAUGAAGGCGGGCUACGAACACGCUAGAGCCCCCGAGGCGCCAACCAACGUCUGUCUCAUGGUAACAAGCAGUACAUCACUCACUGUCACCUUCCAAGAACCUCUGAGUGUCAACUCAGCUGUGGUGACCAAGUACAAAGUGGAAUGGAGCUCUUCAGAAGACUUUUCUCCUUUGGUUGGUGAAAUAAUACUGGAUAAUCUUGAGUCUCUGAGGUGCACCAUCACGGGUCUCAGAACAGGCCAAAGGUAUUAUGUCCAUGUUUCAGCAUACAACAUGAGAGGAUGGGGACCUUCACGAAAAUCUACUCCUGCAUAUGCUUCUCCUUCAAACUGGAAAGACUGCAGUGGAAUAGAAGCUCGGCACAGGGGACACACUGAGGCCCUGGAACGUCUCCUUCAGCAGGUUCGAGCAGCUCAUCAGCAUUAUAAUUGCAGAGAAAGUUCUAAAUUACAGAACACCGGUCGCAAGCAAUCAGUUUCUAGAAGCCUGAAGCACCUCUUCCAUUCAUCAAACAAGUUUGUGAAGACUCUGAAACGGGGACUCUACUUAUCUGUUAUAUUUUUUUACAAAGACAAUUUAUUAGUAACCAAUGAAGAUCAAAUCCCAAUUGUGGAAAUUGAUGACUCCCACAGUAGUUCAGUGAUGCAGGAUUUCCUGUGGUUCACAAAGUUGUCUUGUAUGUGGGAUGAGAUCAGAUGGCUGAGGCAGAACAUGUCCAUAUCCGUGUCCUCGUCAACAGCACUUCAAGCCAGGCAGAAGAUGCUUUCAGCAGCAGCACAGCUCCAGAACUUGCUGGGAACUCACAACUUAGGCAGAGUGUUUUAUGAGCCAAUCAAGGAUCGACAUGGCAAUAUGCUAAUAGUUACUAUAAGAGAAGUGGAGAGCCUUUACUCAUUUUUUAAUGGAAAAUGGAUGCAGGUAUCCAAACUACAAAGCCAGAGGAAAUCCCUUUCAACUCCAGAGGAGCCAACGGCAUUAGACAUCUUGCUUAUAACAAUCCAGGACAUACUUUCCUAUCACAAACGAAGUCAGCAACGCCUCCCUUCCGGCUUGUAUCUGGGUUACCUUAAACUCUGCAGCUCCGUGGAUCAGAUCAAAGUGCUGGUGUUGCAGAAGCUGCCUAACAUCCUGUGUCACGUUAAAAUCCGAGACAACAGCAAUGUCUCCAAAGAUGAGUGGGAAUGGAUCCAAACACUUUCUGGCUCAGAAUCUGUGGAAAGUAUGGAUCAUACUUCAGACUGCCCUACUCAAUUGUUCUUGUAUGAGCUCCAGAUGGCAGUGAAAGCUCUCCUUAAACAGAUCAAUCUACCUCUGCAUCAGGCUAAGCACUUCCGUCUGUAUACACAGGAGGUGUUGGAACUGGGUCACAAUGUCUCCUUUCUUCUCCUGCUCCCCGCCUCAGACGACGUCUGCACUGCCCCAGGACAGAAUAAUCCUUACACCCCACACUCAGGAUUUCUUAACCUCCCUCUUCAGAUGUUUGAACUCGUUCAUUUUUGCUGUUACAAGGAAAAAUUUAUAAGCCUGUAUUGCCGCCUUUCUGCUGUUAUAGAGCUGGACUCUCUGAAAACCCAGCAAUCCCUAAGGGAAGCAAUUUCAGACAGUGAAGUCGCUGCGGCCAAACAAAGACACCAGCAAGUUAUAGACUACAUACAGCAAAUCGAUGAGAUCUGGAGGGAAAUGAGAUGGAUCACAGAAGCCCUGCAGUAUGCAAGGUACAGGCAGCCAGCAGCUGGCCUACUCAUAAAGAAGCUUGUGGAUCUUUCAGAAGAACACUCUCAAAAGAAAAUCAGUUCAACCUCUUCACAUCUAGAUUGUCUUCCUUCACCUCCUCCUUCCCCUGAGGCUAGGAUCCAGCGGAGAAAAGCUGUGAGUGAUUCCCAGCCCUGCUCAGAUGAAGAAGGCUGCUCUGAAGUAUUUCUUCCAACCGACAGUGACUAUGACUCCAGUGAUGCAUUAAGCCCCAGAGAAUUAGACCUGAUUUACUCCUCCUCACAUGACAUAUCCCAGCAGGCUGGCAGUGGUCUGGGUGGCAGCGCACCUGAUGUUCUCCAAGUCCACGACAUGAAGCCUUACCUAACAACGAAAGAAGGCCUGACAGAGGGUCGUGCCUUUGAUGCUAACACUGAAUGUUGCACGGAGUAUAUGAGCAAUCUGACAAUGUCAGGGCUGACAUCGAAAAGCAUAGACAAGUCCUCUAGCUCCAAGCAGCCACUGAGCUUUUUAGGGAAAAAAAAGCUAGGGAAACAUCAACAUUACAACUACUUCAGCCGUCAACAUCGUUGGCUGCGUGUGCACAGCGAGACGCAGUCUGGCUCUCUGUCUGAAGGUGUGUAUACUCAGCACCUCACGAGAUCUUCAGAUUUGUCUCAAGAACCUACCUCCAGUGAGCAGUUAAAGAUUCCCAUCGAUGGGUCUCGGAGCACUUUCUUACCUCACACAUCCAGCCUCCCAGAAGAUGGAAAAGGCAAGUAUGAGGGAUCAAGGCAGAAUGUUCACAGGAUACAUGUGAAGCCUUAUAAAACAACAUUUCUGGGGGAAGAGGGCAAGUCCUGGGCAAUGAGCACACAGUCUGUAGAACACAGAGAUGUGCACAAUGCUAUGCAACAGAUAAUGGAUCCAGAUGACCAAUCGGGUUCUGCUGUCUCAGAAGUCUUCAGCAGCACACUUUAACCCCAGACUUCGUCAUUGCUUCCCGUCGCUCCAUAAGGAGGUAGUGAGCAUUAUGCAUGUAGGGCAGCACUUUCAAAACCACUUGUAAAAAUCCAGCUACUGAAAUGGCAAAAAAGAACCCUAUCUUUCGACUUCAUCACCAGAUUUCUGGUCUUACAGGGGUAUCUGUCGUGAUUCAAGCAUUGCUAUUGGCAUCUGCAGUUUUGCAGGUAGAGUCGUAACAGUCACCACAUAACAGAACUAUCUGUGGCUGCAAAUCUAGUAACCGGAUUUUGCAGUUCUCUUGACUUUCAUAUAUCUCUGAGCAUGCAAAAUUUUAAGCAUGAGUGGCUCUGCCUGCAAGUGAGCAGAAACCGUAACAUCCCUGGCGUUGUCACAUUAGGACUGUGUUCUAAAUUUCUAUUAACCUGUUUUCCACUCUUUCCUAUAAACUUUUCUACUUCUCAGCCUUCUUGAAUGGAUUCAGGUUGCAUAUAAAUAAAGUGCUAACUGGUCUAGAAACGCAGUUAACCCAGAGUUUCCAGCCACUUAUAGAGAAAUGGAAAAUUCUUCCAAUACUUAGAAAAUGCAGUCAAACACCAUCUCUGAGAGCUGUAAGAGCCUGACGUAAUUAUCACAAUGGUUCAGUUUUUCAGGAGCUUAGAUUUCAAAUGAUAUAAGUAGCAAGUUAUUGUAAAAGCAUAGAAGGCAAACCUGUGAGGUCAAGAUCAGGCAGAACAAGGCUGAGUUCUCAAGGAAUAAUAUGCAGGGGUUGAUACUGAAGCAAAGUCCACCACACAAGAGUGCAUUUCUUUACGUUGGAGGCACUCUCAUACACUCAUUGGAAAGAAAGGCUCCUAUUUCUGGAAUACUCACUGUAAUCUUCAGGGGCCUUUGAUCACCAUGACUGAAAUUGGGAUAUUCUGGCAAUUCAGAGUAAGGAAAUUUGGGGUGCAGGUUGAAUGAAAGAUUUUUCAUUUGGGUCACCAAUAAAUCUUAGUACCAAAAGGAAGGUGGGAGGUGGCCGUUUCACAUGACGAAUUUGUCUAAAGGCAGAUCAUAGUGAGUCAUGGUUUUGUUCUUUGCAACCAGAGUAAGACUUACAGUACUACAGAGGAUGAUCUCAAAAAUGAAAUCUAUACUAAUGAAAUCUAUAACGUUCGAGUCACUGUGAAAUGAACUAAUGUGGAGAGAAACCCCAGCUGUUGCACAAGCUUUAAUUUUUCUUAAACAGUUCUUGAAGUUUAAUUUUAUAGGCCACAUUCCUGCUGGUUAAAUUCCCUCACUCCAUGUUUGCGCAGCCUUCUACCUUUCAAUUUUUCAGCCUCCAGGUGGAUACAUUCUAAGGCCUCCAAUAAAGAGAUUUGAGUUAAAUAGUUGAGUUUACAAGUCCUUGAGGUAAAGGUAAGGAUUUGGGCCCAUGAUCUGUGGUCCUUAUUAAAAUAGCACUUCCAUAACCCCAGUGCUAUUAAAAUCCCUGUGAACUCAAUCCAUAAAUUCAAAAAUAAAUGUUAUUCACUAUUUUCUGCUUGGUCAGUAUGUGGGAGCCAAGAAGAGUCUUUGCAGUGAUAUAAGGGCAAAAACUUUCUAUAAGGGAUUUGCAUUUGUAACUUCUCCUUUUGGAAGAGGGAAGUUAACUUUUUGCACCAAAAAUAUUCAUUCAUUACCUGAUCCAAAGCUCCGUGAGGAUGGAAAGACUAGACUCCCAUUCACUUCCACAGGCUCUGAAUGAGACCCAUACUGAAAAUUCCUGUGGGUGAGAAGAUGCGGGAAGGAGCAGAAGUGUCAGUGCCAAUUUGCAGCCAGAAGGACACGCAUUGUUUUCUGCCACACAGGAUUGCAUGGGGAAAACCUGGCUCACAAACCACAGAACCGCCCAGUGAUGUUUUACUGUCAGUGAAGGCAGUAACAGCUCGUUACAUUUGAUUAUGUUCAUUA